This is a messenger RNA of Dipodomys ordii (Ord's kangaroo rat), 1690 nucleotides long. RefSeq names its product PIF1 5'-to-3' DNA helicase (gene Pif1). The record is from RefSeq and is a predicted model, not a curated record. Gene Ontology annotation, biological process: telomere maintenance; DNA repair. Gene Ontology annotation, molecular function: DNA helicase activity. Bases 1 to 1566 code for a protein of 521 amino acids. NCBI's taxonomy places the organism in Eukaryota, Metazoa, Chordata, Mammalia, Rodentia, Heteromyidae. The transcript is spliced from 12 exons.
AUGGUGUCUGGCACCGGGACGGCUGACUGUGAGGACGCGGAGCUGCAGUGCCGUGUGGCGGUGGAGGAGCUGAGCCCGGGCGGGCAGCCGCGGAAGCGCCAGGCCCUGCGCACGGCGGAGCUGAGCCUGGGUCGGAACGAGCGCCGGGAGCUGAUGCUGCGGAUGGCCGGAGGUUCUAAGACACCCUCAUUUCCCUCCCAGGAAACCCCAAAGUGGCCUCUGCCUGUGAAGAGGCUGAAUCUGCCCCGCUCCAAGCCACAGCUGUCUGAGGAACAGGCUGCUGUGCUGAGGGCUGUUUUGAAAGGCCAGAGUGUUUUCUUUACUGGGAGCGCAGGCACCGGGAAGUCCUAUCUGCUGAAGCGUAUCUUGGGCUCACUGCCCCCAACAGGCACUGUGGCCACUGCCAGCACUGGGGUGGCAGCCUGCCACAUCGGGGGCACCACCCUCCACGCCUUUGCAGGUAUUGGCUCAGGCCAGGCUCCUCUGGCUCAGUGCGUAGCCCUGGCCCAGCGGCCCGGCGUGCGGCAAGGUUGGCUGACCUGCCAGCGCUUGGUCAUUGAUGAGAUCUCCAUGGUGGAGGCUGACUUGUUUGACAAGCUGGAAGCCGUGGCCAGAGCCGUUCGGCAGCAGAACAAGCCCUUUGGUGGGAUCCAACUCAUCAUCUGUGGGGAUUUCCUGCAGCUGCCGCCAGUGACCAAAGGCUCUCAGAGCCCUCAGUUCUGUUUCCAAGCCAAGAGCUGGAAGAGAUGUGUGCCAGUGACCCUGGAGUUGACUGAGGUGUGGAGGCAGGCAGACCAGACUUUCAUCUCUUUGCUGCAGGCCAUAAGGCUGGGCAGGUGCUCCGAUGAGGUCACCCGCCAGCUCAGAGCCACAGCUGCCCACAACGUGGGGCGAGACGGAAUUGUGGCCACGAGACUCUGUACUCACCAAGAUGAUGUAGCGCUCACUAAUGAGAGGCGGCUGCGGGAGCUGCCAGGUGAAGUUCAUAGCUUUGAGGCUGUGGACAGUGAUCCUGAGCUAGCCCGGACCUUGGAUGCCCAGUGUCCUGUUAGCCGGCUCCUUCAGCUAAAGCAAGGGGCCCAGGUGAUGUUGGUGAAGAACUUGGCAGUGUCUCGAGGUCUGGUGAAUGGCGCCCGAGGGGUGGUAGUGGGGUUCGAGGCAGAGGGAAGAGGGCUGCCCCAGGUACGGUUCCUGUGUGGAAUCACUGAGGUCAUCCACGCAGAGCGCUGGACAGUGCAGACUACCGGGGGCCACUUCCUCAGCCGGCAGCAGCUGCCCCUCCAGCUGGCCUGGGCACUAUCCAUCCACAAAAGCCAGGGCAUGUCUCUGGACUGUGUGGAGAUCUCGCUGGGCCGUGUGUUUGCCAGUGGUCAAGCGUACGUGGCCCUUUCCCGGGCACGCAGCCUACAGGGGUUACGUGUGCUGGACUUUGACCCCAUGGUGGUUCGCUGUGAUCCCCGCGUGCUACAUUUUUAUACUACCCUACAGCAGCGCAGGGGUCUCAGUCUGGAGUCUCCAGAGGAUGAAGCAGCCUCAGACCAAGAGAACUUGGACCCAAACCUGUGACCUUCACAUAGAAGACAAAAAUGGAUUCCAAACACUCUGGAUCCCUCAAGGGUUCUCAGGGAGAUCCUGCCUUCUGACAGGGUUAAGGGACACCGCUUCUCAACUACUUGUUAACUGUGCCUCA